Asparagus officinalis (garden asparagus) is the source of this 1296-nucleotide messenger RNA. RefSeq lists its product as uncharacterized. Bases 1 to 1296 code for a protein of 431 amino acids. Lineage: Eukaryota; Viridiplantae; Streptophyta; Magnoliopsida; Asparagales; Asparagaceae. The record is from RefSeq and is a predicted model, not a curated record. The transcript has a single exon.
AUGAGGACGAUAUUCAGAGCGCAUGACCUUUGGAAGCUGGUGGAGAAGGGUUUCGAGGUGCCAGAAGACGAAGACUCUCUCACCUUGGCGGAGCAGAAGACAUUAAAUCUUAACUACAUGAGGGAUGCCAAAGCCCUCGGGUUGAUCCAAAAUGCCGUCUCCGACUCCAUCUUCCCCAGGAUCUCCAACGAGGAGACAGCAAAGGCGGCGUGGGACAUUCUCCAAGAAGAGUACCAUGGAAGUGAAAAGGUACGGGCGGUUAAGCUUCAAACUAUUAGAAAAGAGUUUGAGCAAAUCUCUAUGAGAGUAGAAGAAAGACUCGAUGAUUUUCUUACUAGAUUCACCAAUGUUAUAAAUCAAUUAAAAACAUAUGGUGAAGAUGUAACAAAUCAAAGAGUAGUUCAAAAAAUUCUUAUUUCUCUCUCUAGUAGAUAUGACCCCAUUGUAAGUGUGAUAGAAGAAACAAAAGAUAUGGAGAAGCUUUCAUUACAAGAGGCAAUCGCAUCCAUCAAGGCGUUUGACCAAAAUCUUGAGAAGAGGAAUGAAGCUUCUACCAUGGAGAGAGCCUUCCAAAGCUUCAACAUGAGCUCAAAUCAACAACAGAGCCAGAAGCAAAAGAAGAAGAAGAAAGGAGGCAAGCCCAAUUUUGAUCCAAAGCCUCAACAACAACAAAAAAGUGGCAACUCACAACAAGGUAGCAAAUCCACAUGUAGAACUUGCGGCAAGUCUCACCAAGGGAAGUGCUGGUUCGAGGGGAAGCCCAAGUGCACCAACUGCUCCAGAUUUGGGCAAACCAAAGAGCAGUGCAGGACUCAAGGAAAUCAAAACCAAAACUGCCGGCAAGUCUUUGCAAACCAAGAAGAGGACGGCAAAGGUAAUGUUUUCUUUGCUUGUCAUGGAGGAAAAGAUAGUGAUGGUAGUCUUUGGUAUAUUGAAAAUGGUUGUAGUAACCACAUGACCGCGAACCGGUCACUGUUGAUAGACUUAGACAUAUCCUAUCUUGGUAGUGUAAAGAUGGGAAAUGGGAAUAUUGUAAAAUCUGAAGGAAAGGGUAUCUUGGCUGUAAAUACAAAAAAAGGAAAAAGAUACAUCAAGGAUGUAAUGCUUGUACCGGGUCUAGAGGAAAAUCUGUUAAGUGUAGAUCAAAUGCUCCUUAAUGGUUAUUUUCUAAUUUUUGGUGAUCAAGCAGUGAAGAUCUAUGAUGAUAGGAGUUUUAACAACUUGGUGGCAAAGUCAAGAUGCAACCCAACAGAAGUUUUCCUCUCUCACUGCACUACUGGAACACUCAAGCUCUAA